Molecule: messenger RNA, 1881 nt
Organism: Sclerotinia sclerotiorum 1980 UF-70
Lineage: Eukaryota; Fungi; Ascomycota; Leotiomycetes; Helotiales; Sclerotiniaceae
Exons: 3
Coding region: 1-1881 (626 amino acids)
Source: RefSeq, a predicted model, not a curated record
AUGGCUUUCGGAUACUACCUAUAUACACAACACGAAAUCCUCUGUCUUUUUUUUGUUCUCUUCUUCAUCUUCUUCGUUGAAAUCAUCCGUCACAAUGAUCUGAGUCAAUCAUUUCAUUACCUUUGGAAUUUUCCAUCGCGAUCUGCAUUCCAUCGUGUAUCAUUUAUACCAACAAUAGCGCAUGCGGUAUUGCCACCAUUAUCUCGCAUCUUCAUUUUCAUCCUCACCAUCCAUCACAACUGCCUCUUACGUGGUUACGCUCGCCGUGAGCGUUCAUUCAUCGUUCCACUAUCUCAUGCUUCAUUGCACUACGUCUUUUUAUCGAUUGACAUAAAACCUCUCACAAUGUCACUCAAGUCGAUUCCAAUUGAAGCGCUUCAGCUGGUAACAAUUCUGCGCGAAAAGGUGCUCGUCAAAUGGGUAAAUGCAGAAGGCACGGCUUCCACGCUUGGUUCUCGAUUGUCACACAACAGACAACGUCCAGAAUUGUUGAUGACCGCAAGUUAUGACAAGGAGGGUCAUAUCCAUAUUGACUUUUCGCUUAUGUUGGCGGUUAAGAUGGGUGGCAAGUUCAAACAGAUAGAGAUAAUGUUUGUUAUUCCACCAAAUGUCAAUCCGGCUCUUCUGGAAACAAGUUCUCGCAACUCUGUUCUCGAUGCCUCCGCACUUCACGAUGCCGACAUAAGCGACGAGCUAGGACACGUCAUCAGCAUUCCAUUUAAUCUCACUACGAAGGGCUUUGUCAUCAUGAAAAACACCAACUCACUUAUUAGGCUCCAAACCUCUACAUCAGAGCAAUUGAUCCGCAACAUUGAAUCUCUAUCUAAUACUGCGGUCUUCGAUGUUUACAUCCGGCCGAGUGACUACGCCCGGGAGAGUUUGAAAGAACUCUGCAAACGACUUGGUGACACUGGCAUCGUCACGCCUAGACCUAGCACAUUGGAAAUGUACGCCCAGCAAGGCUCUAUGCUGGUCGAAUGGAAUAGAUUUACGUACAAAGAUCGUCAACUAUUUCCACAACAUCCGCCAACGCCGGCUCAGCACCCGCUGGAAAUGUCGCUGCCCCAGGAACCACAGGUCGCUCUUGAUGGCGGAGGUGGUCCACUCAACACCGUUGAACAGGAAAUCGCAACGAGACAGAAUCGAAUUGAACAGCGGUCAAAUGGCGAACCGGUGUUGGGCGCCUCUAUCACUUGGAGCGAUGUGGAGCUAUCAGAUGUUGAUGUUGACUUGCACGAUUUUGAACAGAGCUCAAAUCUCGUCGAAAUGGAUGUCAACAUUUGCUCAGAUGAGGAGAUUCUGGCUAAUGAGCAGUUACGGGAUUUGAAUCUGCAGCUUCGCCACGAAAUGCUUCGGGCUAAGCUAGUGAAGUGGAUAAACGGCUCGCUAAGGUUACAUCCAGAUGUUUUCCGACACCGUGGUUUAGUUAAUAAGCUAGCUAUUCUUGGUGAUUGUGUUCGGAGGUCAAACGCCAGAACAUUUGACCACACUAUAUCAUGGUGUUCUGCUCUAUUGUUUUACGAUCCAUCGGAUUCCAGCGACGAUCAGUUGUGGGAGGAGAGAAAUCGGUGGCUCAUCACUAGAAUGGCCAAUAUGAUUAACUGGAUCAACAAAUAUCAUUAUGGAGCAGAGUUCAGCUCGGCAUUGUUCGACCAUUUUGUUAAACUAGGUCGUGUUGCUCGCGCUUUUGCUCUUGGCCCUGGGAGGGAUGAUACCGAAUUUAGACAUCAGCGGAGUGUUUGCAUCGGUUGGAUAUUAAGUGAAUUUGACGGGCUCGGUGGUGAACGUACUGGUAGGGGGCGCGGCAUGACCGGUUCUCGGAAACGUAAUGCUUUGGAGGCACGUGGCAAUAUUUCUAAGCGAGGAAGAAAUACCAUGUGA